Messenger RNA from Bathycoccus prasinos, 1917 nucleotides. RefSeq lists its product with no specific name. Bases 1 to 1917 code for a protein of 638 amino acids. The transcript has a single exon. Gene Ontology annotation, molecular function: nucleoside diphosphate phosphatase activity. Gene Ontology annotation, cellular component: membrane. NCBI's taxonomy places the organism in Eukaryota, Viridiplantae, Chlorophyta, Mamiellophyceae, Mamiellales, Bathycoccaceae. Gene Ontology annotation, biological process: nucleoside diphosphate catabolic process. The record is from RefSeq and is a predicted model, not a curated record.
AUGAGUAAAAGCACCGGAGGAGGAUCGUUCGCGGCGUCGACGUCUCCGUCGUCGUUUUGUCUGAAGACGCUCCUGCCGUUGCUCGCGCUCGCGUACUUACUCCUCCUCGCGGAGGAGUUUCCUACGUUUAACAACGCGAAUUCGGUUGCGCGCGCGACGAAUACUGGAGGAUACAGCGACGAGAGAAACAUCUUGUGCGACGUCGGGGUUCCGGAGUUUCUCGUCUUCGUCGACGCCGGGUCGACGGGAUGUCGCGCGCACACGUUUCGCGUCAACUACUCCGCGGAUGAUGAAGACGAAGGAGAAGAAGGAAUGAGUUCGUCGGGAAGCGACGAUAAAACGAGGUUGUUCUCGCUGACGACUGUAGGGAAGAAAGUGAAAAGUUUGCACCCGUUGGCGUCUCUGCGCGGGAAGAGCGAAAAGGACAUCGAAACCGCACUUCUGCCGAUGUUGGAAGGCGCGAUGCGGAAAAUCGAAGCCAUUGAAGAGGAAGAGAAGACGAACGGGAAGAGGAAAAGGAGGAGGAGGAGGUCACCAAUAACGACGAGUUUUGGGAAAGGAGAGCAGAGUGAAGGGAAAAGCCGAGUGCCUUUGUACGUCUGGGCGACGGCCGGGAUGCGGAUUUUGACGGAGAAGGAGCAGAAAGAGUUGUGGCGUUCCGUCGCUUCGGUCGCGCGAAAAGCGACGCCGAGAUUCGCCAUCGGGCGGGAAGAGGAGCAUUUUAAAACUAUCGAUGGGGAAGACGAAGGUUUUUACGCGUGGUUAGCGGCGAAUUAUUUAGUUGGGGUAGACGUGACGAGUAUCGGAGCGGACGUCGAUGGUUUCGGAGGGUUGACGGAGGAGGAGAGGAAUCGAUUGUUUAGAGAGAUGAACAACGCGAGGAAGCCGUUGGAGGAAUCGGUCGGGGCGAUUGACGUCGGUGGCGGGUCCGCGCAAGUUGUCACGCUAAGUGCGAGUGGGUUUAUGAGAAAGACGAAGAAGAUUACGAGCAUGGAGCAGUUGAGGAAAGCGGUGCGCGUGAAAUCGUAUUUAGGCUACGGGGCGAAUCACAUGGAAAAGAGAUGGCGGGAAGCGUUGGCAGAGAGAGGCGAGAAGAGAGAUCCGUGCGGGUUUAUCGGGUACGAGGCGAAAACGUCCUCGAAUGCAAUUUUGAUCGGGUCCGGGGAGUAUGAAAAGUGCGCGUUAGGCCUGAAGAAACAGAUCCAAAAGAUGCUGGCAGAAGAUGGGAACGGCGACAUGAGAUUGCCGAAAGCCUCGUUGAGCGAAGACGUCGGCCAGACGAAAAAAUUUUUGGGCAUGAGUUUACUCUAUCACGUGACGCACUUCAUCUCUGUCGUGAUGCCGUCGUCGUUGGUGACGUUCCCGAAACCGACGCUAUUGGAAAUAGCGGACGCGGGGAAAUCGUUGUGCGCGACGACUUGGAGCGUUGUCUCGUCUGAUUUCGACGGGAAGGAUCCGAACACGCCGUCGGAUAGGUUGAACGGAAGAUGUUUCGACGUCGCGCUUUUAGACGCGUUGUUGAGCAUAGACGAGAAUUCCAACACGGUUGGUUUUGGGUUUCCGAAAUACAGCGCGGGAGUGAGUAGCGACGAUUCCAGCAACGGUUUGCGAAUGAUUGAAUACGCCGAAGAUGUCAACGGAUCCGAGGUGGAGUGGACGUUAGGUGCGGCGAUUAGCGAGAUCCAUCCUGCAGCUAAAGCGCAAGCGAGCGGACCUGGCGGCGACGCGGCUGAGUUUGAGCAAACGUGCGACAUUCGCUCGUCGUUUGCGACUGUUACGGGCGUGUUUAAGAAAAUGCUCGCGAUUGUUUUCGUGGCGAUUGGUUUGUUUUCGUUGUACUCGGCGAGAGCGGUGAGCAACCUAUCGUCGUCCGGGAACAGUUUUUCCUCGUCCGCGAGUUUAUCGUCGCAAGUAUGA